Mya arenaria is the source of this 1380-nucleotide messenger RNA. RefSeq lists its product as uncharacterized. The transcript is spliced from 5 exons. The record is from RefSeq and is a predicted model, not a curated record. The coding region runs from base 133 to 504 and encodes 123 amino acids. Lineage: Eukaryota; Metazoa; Mollusca; Bivalvia; Myida; Myidae.
GAUUACUCUAAAGUUACAUGUAGUGAAAACAUUACAGUUGAAGGUGUGCUUUGGUUAAUAAAUUUCUAUGCGCUAUAGUUUUAGCUGUCUUAUGUCAUGCUUCAAUAUUUUCUAGUCUAAAAAUUAAAAUAUAUGUUAAAUUCUAUUUAUAUUUUAGGUUCAGAGUCAUGUUCCUUAGAUGCAACCGUCCAAUACAGCUGGGACUUUGCACAGCAGGUUCAUAUUCCACACCAUAGCCAACAGGUUGGACCCCUGUAUUUCAAAACUGCCGGAGGAGAUGUGAGGUAUUUGGAGUUUGCUGUGAAGGAUCUGAGAAACAGGUGUUUUGCCUGGGUGAGGCACAUGCUCAGUUCCACUUUGACAAUUGCCAAGGACAACAAAAAUAAUGCCGUUCUUGGUUAUGCUGUGUGGAGAACAUUGACAGGAGGGCAUAAGACAAUCCAAUACUCACUGAUGCUAGCCGGCCACACCAAAUUUUCAUGCGACUGGCAUUUUGGAGUUUGAAAAAACAGAAUGAGAUACAUGGAUGCAGAGACAGUUGAGGAGGUGGCUUCCACAGAAGCCAUGUCAUCCCGUAAUGGCCACAACAUUCCACAUAUUGUUGAUGGCAACAGCAAACAAGUGUCGUUCUAUGACUGGAGCACCUUCUUCAAAGGCAUUUUCAAACCAUUGAAGAACAUUUCGAAAUACCAUUCAUUUGAGGUGUCUUCUAACGAGCCUGGGGUUUUAAGAGUAAGGAAGUUUGUUGAUGCCCCUGGGGAGAAAAUUAACAUACUGAAAAACUGCCAAGUGGAUAUUGGUGUUCUGCCAGAGCAGAUCUUUGGUGAGGGAAUAAGUGCAGAAAGGCAAUGGUACUUGCAUGAUGUAAAAAGAGACUUUUGCAGAUCAGAUAAUGCUAAAAACACAACAUGCCCAUUGCCAUUAGUUGCAAAAGAAGGCUAUUCAAAGGCCAAAAAACAAAAGUUGAAAUAGGCAACUUUAUUGAGAACACUUUCUGUGUGUGUUUCAGCAAAAGUUAUAGUUUGUUUCUUGCUAUAAAUAUAUUGGCAUGUGUAAGUGGAAGUUUUAUGUUUUCAUUUACAUUCAAAGAAUAUAUUUCUUUGUGUUACAUUGAUAAAAUAUUCAUGAUCUUAGGAAUGUAUGGUUUCCUUGGCAACCAAAAGUAACACACUUGAUUGAUCAUUAAAUACUUAUGUAUAAACAUGUAUUUCAAUUAUGGGAAUAUCAUUGAACAGUCGGCCAUCUAUAAGUAAAGUAUGAUGGCAUUCAUAUUUUCCAUACACGAAUGCAGUAUAAUGUGAAAGUGUACAUUUAUAAGUCUAUAUGUUAAUAGUUAUACAUUAAUAUAGUUUCUAUAAUCCUUGCAUGCAUAUGUUUGUU